This is a messenger RNA of Acaulospora colombiana, 289 nucleotides long. The record is from the annotation of a GenBank genome assembly. Lineage: Eukaryota; Fungi; Glomeromycota; Glomeromycetes; Diversisporales; Acaulosporaceae.
UGUGCGGGACUAUGUCGUUAUCAAAGUGGCGGCUAUUGCAGCAUUCGCCUGAGCGAGCCCUUGUUGAAGUUUAGAACACGACAGGACAUGAUUGAAACGUUGUUACACGAAAUGAUUCACGCCUACCUUUUCGUGACAAAAAAUAAUCGUGAUCAUGAUGCCCACGGACCAGAGUUUCUUAAACACAUGAAACGCAUUAAUAAUGAAGCUGGAACUAAUAUUACUGUUUAUCACAAUUUCCACGAAGAAGUUGACCAUUAUAGGACACACGUUUGGAAGUGCGAUGUCA